UUGGCGUCAUUGCUAAGUAGCCCAUUCAUCUAUGCAUUUGGGCGUUGGACUCUGCAUGUUAUUAGCGCUCAGGGAGAUUUCUCCAUUUUCCCCCCUUGUCGAAAAGCAAAAGCUACAAAUCUAGGAUCUUUUUAUUACCAUUGCAACGUGGCCUUUUUCGCCCCCUUUUUUCUUGCUGUUCUGCAUAAGGUUUGAUUGCAGAGAACUUCGACUUUUUUUUUCCUAGGGGUGUGAUCCGGCUUUCCCCCCCUCCACUCCUCCUUCUGUCUGUCCGUCCCUGUGUGUGUGUGUGUGUGUAGCAUUGAAAAGCCGGGCGUCUUUGUUCGCUUUCUUUCUUUCGCUGGCUGGGAGUUUCUUUGUUGUACAAGCAUGGGAGCCCAAUUCUCCAAGAACGCUGCAAAUCGCGAAACUGUUGCUGAAAAAGCCGGGGAAGCUGCCGCCGGAUCGCCUACUAAAACCAACGGACAGGAGAACGGCCAUGUGAAGGUGAACGGAGACGCCUCCCCUGCGGCGGCCGCCGCUGCCUCCUCCGCCUCCGAGGAGCCGGUGGAGAAGGAGGAGGUGCAAGCGAACGGAGCAACCCCGGCAGAGGAGACCAAGGAGCAGCAGCAGCCCCAGGAGGAAGGGGGAGAGGCGGCAGCAACAGCGGCCGCCGGCGGUAGCAGCACCCCGGCCACCAAACCCCAGGAGGGCAGCGGGGAGGGGGCGGCGGCAGCAGCAGCAGCAGAGACCACUACCCCGGCAGAGGGAGAGGCUUCGGGCAAAGCCGAGGAAGGGGCUACAGCAACAGCAGGAGCGGCGGCCGCCGCCAGCCCCACCAACAGCGAGACCCCCAAGAAGAAGAAGAAGCGCUUCUCUUUCAAGAAGUCCUUCAAGCUGAGCGGCUUCUCGUUUAAGAAAACCAAGAAGGAGACGGGGGAGAGCGUUGAAGGUGAAGCUGCCGCUGCCGCAGCCUCCACUGCCGCCGCCGCAGCCCCAGCCGCCUCUACAGAAGGCGAGAAGGAGCAAGGGGCAGCUGCGGAUGCGGUCAAUGCCGAGGAGAGCAAGCCCGCCCCUGAGGGCGACGCCGCUGCAGCCUCGGCGACCACCGCCACCGCCGCCGCCACCUCCACUCCCGCUGCUCCAGCGGAGGCUAAGAAAGAUAGCACUGCCUCGCCAGAGGCUCAGCUCGAGGAGAAGGCAGCCGAAAGGCCGGACGUACAGGAAGCCAAAGCUCCGGAGGAGCCCAAGGCCAGCGAAGAGAAACCCACGGCAGAGGCGGCCUCAUCCAACCCAGCCCCCAGUGCUGAAGCAUCCACAGCCGAGCAGGAAGCAGCAGCAGCACCACCAGCAGCUGUCGCAGCCCCAGAGCCAGCUGUGCCAGAGGAGGCACCAUCCGAGUCUAGUCCAGCACCAGCUACCGAAUCAGCAGAGCAAAACCAAUAAAGAGCCCCAAACUGGAGUAAUAAUCAAAUGGACCUUUUUUCCAUGUUUGUUUGUUGGAGUGGUGCCAGGUACUGGUUUGGAGAACUGUCUGACCAGGGAUUUUAAAGGCUUUUUUUUAAUUUUUAAAAAUCCCAGCGCAUUCAUUCUGUUACCACCAUUCCAACAGGCAGAGAUGAGCCCCAAACCUCGCUCUGUCAUUUUUUUUGCAUCAGUAUUACUGUUUUUGCAUAUUUUGCAUCAUUUUAUACAAGUUUAAAUUUUUUUUGGUCAAUAUAUGGACACGUCCAAUGGUGUGGAUAAUCUGGGUGGGUAAAUCCUGGGUGAAAUGUAAAUGAAGUAAUAUUAAAACCACAAUGCAGCGGUGUAGUUGCCAAGCAAAUGUGCCACAAACUAAUGAUGUAAAGGAUUAGUCUUUUAAAACAAAAAAAAUCACAUCUUACAAAAGUUAUACCAUACAGUUUACAACACUAAAUCUUAAUACAAGAAAACAAGGACAUCCGUAUCAAAAUCAAUAGUUUUAGUAAUACAUUUAAAUCAUAGAAACUUUUCACUUAUCUCAUUUUUAGCUGUACAAGUCAACGUGAUAAGUAGAAGAAGGAAAAGUUGUAUAGGCGUUAUUGUUUAUUGCUGGUUCAUGACCUUAAAAGUGUAAUUAUGUAUUACAGCAGGGUGUUUUUAACUGUGAUUAUGUAUAAAUGAAAACUUAAUAUCAAGAAGCACAUGAAGUUUGCAACUCUUCACCCUGCCCAUUUUGUAAAAUUGCAGUCAUCUUGGAAGAUCUUUCAAAAACUUUUAAAUGAAAAGCUGUGAUAAGUGGAAUGGUUGCUGUUUAUAUACUGUUGUAUGUUUGGUUACAGCAGUCAAUGCUUUUUUUUUCAGUCGUCUUUGACAAUUGGGAAAACUCUUCAGAUGCAAUGCGUUUUGUGUAGCAUCUUGUCUAUCAUGGUUUUUUGUAAAUACUGGAGAAGCUUUGACCAAUUUGACUUAGAAAUGGAAUGUAACUUUGCUUACAAAAUUGCUAUUAAACUUCUCUGCUUAAGGUGUUCUAAUUUUCCGUGAGCACACUAAAAGCAAAAAUAAAUGUGAAUAAAGUUUCAA
Messenger RNA from Leucoraja erinaceus (little skate), 2523 nucleotides. It is a transcript of the gene marcksa, whose product is annotated as myristoylated alanine-rich protein kinase C substrate a. Gene Ontology annotation, biological process: central nervous system development; actin filament organization. Gene Ontology annotation, molecular function: calmodulin binding; actin filament binding. Bases 370 to 1425 code for a protein of 351 amino acids. The record is from RefSeq and is a predicted model, not a curated record. Gene Ontology annotation, cellular component: cytoplasm; actin filament bundle; plasma membrane. The transcript is spliced from 2 exons. NCBI's taxonomy places the organism in Eukaryota, Metazoa, Chordata, Chondrichthyes, Rajiformes, Rajidae.